This is a messenger RNA of Sinocyclocheilus rhinocerous, 804 nucleotides long. Its product is annotated as cystatin-like. The record is from RefSeq and is a predicted model, not a curated record. Gene Ontology annotation, molecular function: cysteine-type endopeptidase inhibitor activity. Lineage: Eukaryota; Metazoa; Chordata; Actinopteri; Cypriniformes; Cyprinidae. The transcript is spliced from 3 exons. Gene Ontology annotation, cellular component: cytoplasm; vesicle. The coding region runs from base 122 to 514 and encodes 130 amino acids.
AAACGCAGAGCUACAGAGAGUGACGUUUGUUUAUAUAAUCUCGGUGAGCAGAUUUGGUUACAGUUUGUCGACAUAGCAAGGAAGAAUCAAGACAGGGCGAGUCAGUUAAUCCGGUUCGAGCAUGUAUUUUAAGAUGAUUGUGCCGUUUUUGGCCGUGAUUUUGGCCGUGGGGAGCGCUGGGUUGACUGGAGCCCCAAUGGAUGCAGACAUGAACGAUGAAGGGGUUCAGAAUGCGUUACAGUUCGCAGUGGCCCAUUACAACAGACAAAGCAAUGAUGCGUUUGUGCGUCAGGUUUCCGAGGUCAUCAAGGUCCAAAAACAAGUUGUCUCUGGCCUGAAAUACAUCUUCACUGUGAAAAUGGGCAGAACCAACUGCAGAAAGGGUGGAGUUGAGACACUGUGUGCCGUUCAUGAGGAUCCCAAUGUUGCACGGGCCACUCAGUGCAAAAUAACGGUCUGGAGCCAGCCAUGGAUAAACUCCAUUAAAGUCCUUGAAAACACCUGCCUGGCCUAGAGCUUGUUACUAGUGCAGUUUGGGGCUUUUCAACAUUCAUGCAGCAAUAAAAUUUACUUGCUAUUAGUAAUAAUGGUGAACCUUAAGUCUUUACUCUUGAUAAAAUCUAAGUUUUGUUUGUCCUAAAAACCUGCCAACAACAGAUCAUGAUAAAAGACACUUCAUUAACACAUAAUCAUGUCAUCUCAUUAGACUCCGUUGCUCUGAAAAAGCUACAAUGUGUAGGAAUUUCUAAAUGAUAAAACGCAUGUUUAGUUCAUCCUUUACUAUUAAAACAUGGUUGAACACAA